Tetrahymena thermophila SB210 is the source of this 2199-nucleotide messenger RNA. RefSeq lists its product as hypothetical. The record is from RefSeq and is a predicted model, not a curated record. The transcript is spliced from 3 exons. Lineage: Eukaryota; Ciliophora; Oligohymenophorea; Hymenostomatida; Tetrahymenidae.
AUGGAAAGCGGAUAACAAACUAAAUAAGAAAUUAUUAAUCAUGAGCUCUUUAAGACAGCAACAUUUUUCGAUCCAGAUGUCUAAAAAGAAUCUGUCUAACAAAAUUAGCAUGAUGUAUCCUCCAAAAAAAGCUUGCAUCAACGUCAUCCAGCCAAUCCCUAAAUUUCUUCUGCCAACAUUUUUAAAUCAUAUGAUUAAUCUGUUAAUUCUGCUUUACUUCAAAAUAGUUUGUAAGGAAAUAGUACAAUGACUAAUAAAAAUCCACUCAUUUCUAUAUAAGAUAAUGUUAAUGAAGAGUUAUAACACGAUCAGCAGCCAGUAGUACCUCAAAUGCAAAGCUUUUAGUAGAGUAUGCACUCUUCUUCAAAUCGCAAAAGACCUCUAUUAGCUUUCAAGUUAAGUCCUAGUAGUACAAGAUCUUAUCAACAGUCUACUAAUUUAGAAGACAAAUAAUUGGACACAGAAUUUGAUUUCAUUCAAUCCGUUUAAGAUGCAGAGUUUUGGAAUAAAGUGAAUAUGAUUAUAUCUGAAAAGGAUGAAAACAAGGGUAAGUCUCAAGGUAGACUCAUUUCACUUCCAUCUAUCCACUAAAAAGGAAGUGAAUAUACUAGAAAAUAAGAGAAAACGAUUAGUAAAAGUUCAAUAAAUAACUAAUAUCUGCAAGGAUGGGAAAUGAGCUCAUCUUGCUCUACAAGAGAUUCAUUGCGCUAAAACUAAUAAUAACUAAAUCCUCCUCUCAGCCAGUAAAAUUAGCAAAUAUAAAAUAAGUAACUCAAUCAAAGAUAGCCUCUAUAAAAGCCAAUUCUGCAAUUCUCUUAGUCUUCUGUUGCUCUUAAAAUGAGUCCUUAAGCAUCUUCUUUUGGCGGUCAUUUAAAUUCCGUUGAUUAUUAAAAAAGUUUAUUAAGCACACCUUCAGUUAAUUUAAAGAAUUUGAUAUCUUCACCUUAAAAUCAAUAAAAUUAACAUUCCUUUUAACUAGAAUCUUUAAGGACUGAAGAGUCUUCUCAUAUUCUUUCUCCUGAAUCUAAUGCUUAUCCAUCUCCUAUCAUGGAUUCAUUUAAUCCUAGCAGUAAUUACUCAGAUUAGCUUUCUACAAAUCCUAAUACAAAUUCAACAGUAUCAUAGUCUCACAGUAUGUUUAAUUCCUAGUUUUCUUAGAAUUCUGCAGGAUAGCCUUACAUUCAGAACAAUUUACUUAUGAGAUAAAAAUCUCCAUAGAGCGAAAAGUUUACUUUUUCAGCUCAUGUUUUCUAAAAUGCAAAGCAAUAAAAACCAGAAAAUUAAUAAAUUGGGACUACUAUUUCUAAUAGUUAGUAUACUUAUGCGCAAAUAUAAUCAGAGAGAAUACCUACAAGGGAAGAUGUUUCCUACCCAAGUAUAAUUUCAAAGAACAACUAAGCAAUACCUCCACCCCUAAAAUUAGGAAAUUUACAAUAAUAAAGAAUCAAGAGAGACAACCAUAUGUCUCUAAAUUAGAGUAAUCAAAACGAUUUUUAAAUUUUGGCUUCUUCAAAAAGAAGUUAAGCUAUGCAAUCAUAUAAAUCACAGUAAGUAUUCAAAAACGAAGAAAAAAGCAAUUAGCUUAAUCAGGAUAUAAAAAGGAAGAAUGAAUUCAAAUAAAAUAUUCUCUUGAAAGACAAUAACAUGAGCAGCGUUAGCACUUUCUUUAAAAGAAAUAUUUAGCUUGAGCAACUUACUUCUCCAAGGCAAAGAACUGAUUCAAAUACAUUAUAGAAUUAAAACUAUGAUAUUUUUGACAACUAUCAAUUUUUAAAGUGCAACGAAGACAUAUCCCAUCCACUUUAUCUAAACAAUGACAACUAUACACCUAAUAGCAAAUAAUUAUAAACAGAUUAAUUCAAUCAAGUCCCAUUUGGGAAAAUAAACAAAUUAGCAUAAUCAAAUAAUAAAGCAGAAGAUCCUUUAAGAAGAAGCCUUUUCAAUAAUGGUUAAUAAUUAAAAAACGAUUUUAGUUUCUGCGAAGAUGGUUCCAAUAAUUUAUUAAAAAUAUCUCAAUCAGCUCAAGGCUAUAGAGAACAAGCUAAAAAAAUAAAUCUUAGAAGCAAGCAGCAAGAAAACCUAGUAAAAAAAUUAUUUAAAAUCGAAGAAAAAUCAUAAAAUUUAACUAAAAACAAUUACUUAAAUAACUCCAACUAAUAAAAGUAGUAAUAGGGCUAACAAGAUCAAAGUCAUUAAUGA